UUAGCCGAUUUCAGUUUUUUUUUUUUUUCUCCUCUUUCUCUUUCUCUUUUUCCCCCCGAAAAACUAAACAUAUUUAUUUUGCCUUUCGCUUUCUCUUUCAACUUACGCUCUUUUCCCUCCCAAAACUAGGUUUCCGCCUCUAAAAUGGUCGCCGAUAAGCCUAAAAAAUCCAAGCCCGCCGACAAACUUGACGCCGACGAACCUGACCACAUUGACGUCGAGCUUGUCCAUUUCAUCGAGAAGUUACAGGAGGUUCAAGACGAACUCGAGAAGGUUAAUGAAGAAGCAGGUGACAAAGUUUUGGAAGUUGAACAGAAAUAUAAUGAGAUAAGGCGGCCUGUCUAUUUGAAACGGAAUGAAGUUAUCAAAACUAUUCCAGACUUUUGGUUAACUGCUUUCUUGAGUCAUCCUGCACUUUGUGAUCUCUUGACUGAAGAAGAUCAGAAGAUCUUUAGGCAUUUAGAUUCUCUUGGAGUGGAGGAUCAAAAGGAUGUAAAGAUGGGCUAUUCCAUCAUGUUUAGUUUCAAUGAGAAUCCUUAUUUUGAAGAUAGAAAGCUAGAGAAGACAUAUACAUUCUUUGAAGAUGGAGCAAUUAAAAUUACUGGAACAACAAUCAAGUGGAAGGAUGGCUCGGGUGCCUCAAACGGAGUUAAUGGUGAGAAGAAAGGGAAGAAACGACCGCUGACUGAAGACAGCUUCUUCAGUUGGUUUGGUGAAACCGAUCAAAAGGAUAUCACUGAGCUUCAUGAUGAAGUAGCUGAGAUAAUAAAAGAGGACCUAUGGCCCAAUCCUUUGAAAUAUUUCAACAAUGAUAUUGAUGAAGACGAAGAGGACUCUGAUGGGGAAGAUGAUGAGGAGAAUGGAGACGAAGACGACGACGAAGGCGAAGAGUGAAACAUAGAGGACAAACCCAUUUUAGACACCCCUGCUUAGGUACCUUUUUUGCCUCAUUAUUACGGUUAACAUAGGAUAUCAAUUGUUCCAAUCUGAGAUACUUGUUGAAGUACUGCUGCCAUAUUUAUACGUCAAUGUUCUAUUUAUCUUCUAGGCUAUUUUGGCCUUACCAUAUCAUUUAAUACACAGCUCAAUCAUUUCAUGAUA
Cucumis melo (muskmelon) is the source of this 1101-nucleotide messenger RNA. RefSeq names its product NAP1-related protein 2-like. The transcript has 10 exons. Gene Ontology annotation, cellular component: chromatin; nucleus. Gene Ontology annotation, biological process: nucleosome assembly. The record is from RefSeq and is a predicted model, not a curated record. The coding region runs from base 145 to 894 and encodes 249 amino acids. Lineage: Eukaryota; Viridiplantae; Streptophyta; Magnoliopsida; Cucurbitales; Cucurbitaceae. Gene Ontology annotation, molecular function: histone binding; chromatin binding.